This is a messenger RNA of Paramecium tetraurelia, 1974 nucleotides long. RefSeq lists its product as uncharacterized. The transcript has a single exon. NCBI's taxonomy places the organism in Eukaryota, Ciliophora, Oligohymenophorea, Peniculida, Parameciidae. The record is from RefSeq and is a predicted model, not a curated record.
AUGUCGGUUUAAAAAUAUAAAAAAAGUGGAAGUUGUAAAAGCGAUUCAGCAUAUUCAUUUAGUUAAGAUGUCAAUUUAUUACAGGAUUAUGAAUAUUUAUUACAAAAGUCUGCUGAAGAAUUAACAAAAGUCAAAGAAUAAAAUCAACUUUUAGAAUAGUAACUCGCAACAGUUCAACCAUUUCAUCAUAAUCAAUAGCAAUAGCAAUACUCUACAUUUUAAUUUAAUAAGAAUGAUUUAUUGAUUGAACAAUUAAAAUAAGAAAAUGCAGAUCUCAAACUUAAAUUAGAAACUAAAACUAAAGCUCAUAAAAAAUUAAAAUCUAAACUUAAGCAAUAUGAAUAGAUAAUGUAAGAGAAUGAAAAUCUUAAACGAGAUAUAUAAGACUUGUUAAAGGAAAAAAUAAAUAAUAAAGAAAAUAGAUAAAAUUUUCUGAAUUAAUCCUCAAAGACUCAUCAAACAAACAUCUAAUAAUAAAAUGUUAAUCAAGCUUCUUGUAAUAAGUUUAAACUAGAUUUAUCAUUGGCAUCAAAUUUCAAUUUCAAAGGUUUAGAAGAAGCUGAUAAAUUUCUAUAAGAAACCAAAAUUCAGUCUUCAAGAGUUUCAAAAUUAUAAACCAUACCAACUCCAAAGAGAUGUUAAGAAAUCUAAACUAUUGAAAUUAAUUUUUCUGAUUUUGAUUUAUAGAAUACUUUAAGUCUUCAACAAGAAUUUGUUUAAUUCAUUGAAGAAGCUAUCUCCAAAGCAAUUAACUAAUUAAAUCAAAGAAUUUAGACCUCUUAAAUUGAAAAUUUUAUUAAAUCUAAUGCAGAUUUGGAAUCUUAAAUAAUUGAAUUAUCUGAAGAGGUGUGGAUUUUAAGAGAAAAAAACAAGAUUCAAUAAGAGUUUAUUAAAUAAUUGAAAUCGAAUUUAGAGUAGUAUGAUUAAAGAGAUUUUUAAGAGUUAAUAAAACUCAACCAAUAAGCAAAUGAUGUUAUUUAAAAUUAGUAAUAAGAAAUAUAAUCAUUGUAAGAAUUAGUAAUUAAAACAGAGCAAGAAUUACAAUAGAAGUCUGAAAUCAUAUUGGACAAUAUUUAAAAUAUUGAAAAGGCAGUAAAACAGCUAACCAUUUAAGAGAACAUUCAAGAUGAAAACAAAGAAAAUUAAUCAUGUUUCAGUAAUUAAAAGAUACAAAAGAAAUAGAUAAAAUAUUCUAGUUUGUAAUCAACUUCAACUCUGAGUAAAUAACCUCCAUAACCAUCAGUUGAUUUUUAAGAGUUUAAUGAAAUGAAAACAAGCUUUUAGAAGAUCUUUACAGAGGUAGAAUAAUUUCAAUAAUUACUUAUUGAAUUUUAAGAGUAAGAGCAAAAUAAUAGUGUUUCAAAUUAAGAAUUAUUUGAACUUCUAGAACUAUUUUAAGAAGAAUUCAGUUAUAGGGAGAACACAACUAUUAAAGAUCAAAUCAAAUAUUACAUCACUUAAACAUUAAAUUAGAAUGAGCUAUUAAAAAAUAAAUACUUAGAUCUGAUAUACAAAGUAAUAUUGAAUUAAAUAAAAACAGAUACUCGAAGAACUGAGUAAUUAGUGAAAAAUGAUUAAAAACUAUAAGAUGCUUUGAAAUGGUUAUUACAAAAUACUAAGCGAAGCCAAUCUGUAUAAACAAUUGUAUAUAACUGCGAUAUAUUAACAGAAAUGAUAGUUAAAAAACUCAAUAAUUCAACAAGAAUGAGUGAACUUCAUGAAAUAAUAACUAUGUAAAUGAAAGUUAUUUAUACAUUACUUCAAUCUUUGUAAAUUGGAAAAAAUGCCUUAUAAAGUAGCAGAACAGUUUUAGUGAAAAAUGAGAAAUAAGAAAAUUUGAUGAAUGAGGCAAUUUAAGAUUUGAAGGAAUUAAAUAAAAGAAUAAGCAAUUUACCAGAUACUAACGACGAUCUUGAAAGUGCAGACGUAAAGGAAAACAUUCGUUAAAUUUGCAACAAAUUUUUAAUGAUUUGA